Messenger RNA from Triticum urartu, 2007 nucleotides. RefSeq lists its product as uncharacterized. The record is from RefSeq and is a predicted model, not a curated record. NCBI's taxonomy places the organism in Eukaryota, Viridiplantae, Streptophyta, Magnoliopsida, Poales, Poaceae.
CCCCGUCAUUCCUCUGGAUUUGCCGCAGCUCUCGUCCUCCCCAAUCCCGCACAUCCAUGGCGCUCCGAUUCGCCGCCACCGGCGAGCCUUCCCUCCUCCGCUGAUCCCUCUUCCUUCGUUCUUCUCCUCUCCCAUGUCCUAUUCCUCACCUUCCCCUUCCCUCCACCCGACCCAGUUGCUCCGCCCCGUGCUCCGUCCUGCCGCCGGGAGCAGCGUCCGGUGACCCCUAGUUGCUCCGUCCUGCUGCCGGGAGCAGCGGUCGGUGACCCCCAGUUGAGCACCACAGUCCCUGGUUCAGUACCGGAUCGACCUCAAGCACACCGGAUCUGGACACCUCGAGAGGAGAUUGACAUCUUGACCAUCCCUGCACCUCAUCCCUGAUCUUAAAGCGCAACGUUUUUGCAAGGCUCGUCUGACUAAUCUUUUAAUUUGUACCAAUGGAAACCUCUGUUCCAAGUUAAUUAGCUGCUGAUGCAUACCCUGUUGUCAUGUACUCCCUCUGUUCCAAAAUAGAUGACUCAACUUUAUACUAACUUUAGUAUAAAGUUGAAUCAUCUAUUUUGGAACGGAGGGAGUACUUCCUGUUAAGACAUCUAUUAACUCACCGUUGCUAAGUGCUGAAGAGUUAGGAGCCUUUUGUAAGUUUUUCUAUGUAUGGGACGAAGCAUAUUGGGUGGCCGAGAACUUUUCUUAUAAAGAUGGGUUUGCAGAAAUUGGAUCUUCGAUAGGAACUUUAAAAGAUGCAAAUAGAUUAGGUUCUGCUGCUCUUUGUAGUGCAACUAUGUUUUAGGACAAAUAUUGCCAAAGAUGAGAAAGGUUGCUCUGUUUUUGUUUUUUAUUUUAGACUCUAAUAAGUGGGCAAGGCCUCUGGAGACGUUGUGUUAUGUUAUCAGUUCUUAGAAAAGUCAGAUUCACCACUAGCAGACUGUUAUGUUUGUCUGAAGUAACAUAAAUGUUUGAGCUUGGGAAAGGUUUCACUAUCCAAUAUGCAAGGUCCUAUCUAAGUAUUUAACAAGAGAAGUAGGGAAAACAUGCAAGCGGUUAUAAUGACAUUUAGUUUUUCAAAAUGAAAAAAUUACAGUACGGCUUAACAAAUCAAGGUACUCUACUAACAGAAUUGAUUUAAUUUGAUGGCAGAACUGUACACAUUCAGCAUAUGUUGUUUAGCAAAUAAACUGUUGAGCUCAUGAUUUCGUUUUCUAUGUAACAUUUAGUAACAUUGGACCCUUAAUGGAGAUUAAAAAGAUGGGGAGUAGAGUGGCUAGCCACCCAGUUCAUCAAGAUGCACAAGUACAAAAUCAAAAUAAUCUCCUUCAAGCCCAACAGGCCCUGGUAAACGUGAAGCUCGAGAACACCAUGGAUUCACAAAUCAAUAGCCCGUACGGAUCUCUCACCAGACAACAACAACAACAGAUGCAGCAGCUGAGGCACCAGCAGCUACUGCAGCAGCAGCAACAGAAGCAGCUCCAGCAACAGCAGGUAUUGCAGCUUCAACAACACCACCAGCAACAGCAGCAGCAGGAGCAACAACUCCAGCAGCACCACCACCACCACCAGCAACAGCUCCAGCAGCAGCACCACCACCAGCAACAGCAGCUUCAGCAGCAUCUGGGCAUGUCUGGAAACCAGAGCGCCCAAGCCCAGCUAGCGCAGCAGUUCAAACAAGCGUCGCAGUCGAUGAACUCGUACGGCAUGCGGGUGCCGCCUGUGAAGGUGGAGGUGUUCCACGAACUGGUGAGCAGGGACUCGUCCAGCGACACCAGCAAACUCACAUCUCCCAAGUAGACCAUCCAUCCUUGUGCUGAUAAAAAUGUACGGUCGCUGUACUUGCAAAUCUGAAAACACCUACUCCAUGAACAAUGUGUGCCCAACAAAUAAGGGCAGCCCGGUGCAUGUAGCUCCCGCUUGCGUAGGGUCUCGGGAAGGGUCCGACCACUUUGGGUUUAUUGUACACAGUCUUUCCUUAACCCGUGACCUCUUGGUCACAAGGCAGCAGCUUUACCACUG